AUCUGUCAUUAUUUUUCAAAUAUGGAAAGGUGAAAAAUGUUCUGAACGUCGCAAAGUUAUUUCCACAAACCCAACCCAUAAAAUAACCCAACAAACACCUAAUAUCCGGUAUGCAGUUGCUACACGAACAGAAACCAUUAAUAAAUAACAUCGGAAACAUGAGCGUCAACCUGUCCACGAGGAACCUCUCUACCCACAAUAUAGAGAUAAAAGAGAAGCGGUCUUCGGACUCGUCUCUACGACUGAUGAACCCGGUGGCCAGUGGUGACAAUGUGGCCACCGAGCUGACCACACCGAAACUGAAGGAAGAGAUGCCGCUACUGGUACCAUGUUGCGAGGGCAAAGAGUUACAGAUCAAUCAAGAUUUGGUGCGAAGCGGGCUGUCCGCGAUCUCUAUGAAACAUGAAAGCGUAAUGCAAUGUUUGAGCAUUUCCCAAGCAUCGGAGAGAUCACAAUUAUUUCCUGGACUUGUUAAGCAUCGUAAUUCGUUCCGUUCCCUACAUCGUCCGGACUUGAAAAGGGUGCCGUACUUACGCCGUCUGAGCCCCGACGAGCUGGAAAUGCUGUUCCGCGGCUACGCUGACCUACCCUCACGUGAUACUCUUGCAAAAGAAUACGACGAAACUUCGAAAACAACGUCCACUCGAGGUCAGGAUUUGAGGACUAUUGACUUAUCCAAAAAGACUAUUCAGGAACGCAGCGAUAAUACACUUAAUUCUAAAUCCGAGGCUCGGCCCGCAAAGGAAGAGAUUCCUGUCGGUAUGCGUCUGCACGGCACUCGCGCGCGGCUCUACACCUCAGUACUGGCUGGCACUAAAGCUGGGGACCAACUUAACAAUGCAUCAACUCUAGAAGAUUACGACACCGUGGUGCCCGAAAUAGUACUUCCAGAAGAUGAGGUUCAGCUCAACGAGGAGUUGCAGAUAAUAUUGCCGCCGCGCUCCGACGACGGCGCGGAGUCUGUUAUCACAACUGCCACUGAUAAAACACUGUGCUAGACAUCAUUCUUAAUACAAUACUGAUAAGACUACCCAAACCUUCCUUCCGGACACCUCUAACUGAAAUUCAAUAAUAAGAUUUACUUUUUGUAUCCAAAAUAAAAGUUUUAUUGAUGUUUGUAAA
Molecule: messenger RNA, 1122 nt
Organism: Papilio polytes (common Mormon)
Lineage: Eukaryota; Metazoa; Arthropoda; Insecta; Lepidoptera; Papilionidae
Exons: 6
Coding region: 111-998 (295 amino acids)
Source: RefSeq, a predicted model, not a curated record